UUGGAUGCGACACGAUGUGGUCCAUCUCAUUUUUUUUUUUUUUUUUAUUCUCACGCUCUCUUUACGAGACUUCUGAAUCUGAACGCAUUAUUAUAGCCCACACCAUCUGUAUAUAAACUCCAUUGUUGACAUCUUAUAGUGUCAUAUUAUAAUUUCUUUAGAAACAUGGCUAAGGUGUACCCCUGCAAACCUGCUUCCUCCUCAUCUUGUUGUACUCAGAGUAAUAGUGCAAAGACAUAUACGAUAUGGAUGAAAUCGCUUGUAGCCAAUGGGAACGGAUUCACGGUUUAUGAUUCGUGCGGAAAAGUUGUUUAUCGCAUCGAUAAUUACAAUAACAAGUGCUGCAGAGAAGUUUAUCUCAUGGAUCUUCACGGAAACGUCCUCUUCUCCAUGUUUCAAAAGAAAUUAUUCGGAUUCGGACAAUGGAACGGCUAUAACACGGAUGCAAGAGCGAAGAAUGAGAAGCCAUAUUUUGAAGUUCAUAACACUAGCAAGUUUCUGAAGAGAAGAGAGACAGAGUAUCAUGUAAAUAUGCGAUACGACGAUACUAGCUUUUACAAGAUUAAAGGAACGGAAGGGAAAUCGGAAUUUAACAUAUCAGACAAGAACGGGAGAGUGGUUGCAGAGGUGAGACAGAAGCAAUCUUCAUCAGGAGUUUUGUUAGGACAAGAUGUGUUGAGCUUGAAGUUAGAGUCUGGUCUUGAUGAUGAUUCGUUUGUCAUGGCCCUUGUGGCUGUGCACGGAUUAUUAACGAGAAAAAUGUAAAUUUUAUUGUUAAAUCGAUUCAUUAGCAGAUUUUAUUUAAUGGAAAGGUUUUAGGUAUA
This is a messenger RNA of Daucus carota subsp. sativus, 824 nucleotides long. Its product is annotated as protein LURP-one-related 11. The coding region runs from base 166 to 765 and encodes 199 amino acids. The record is from RefSeq and is a predicted model, not a curated record. The transcript is spliced from 2 exons. Lineage: Eukaryota; Viridiplantae; Streptophyta; Magnoliopsida; Apiales; Apiaceae.